AUGGCCGACUUUGAUUCCACCUUGCUAGUAGAAACGGAUGCAAAGAAAGACUUUAGGCUUCCCCACACUCGGCAAGUGAUUCUUGUGGGAGCGGUGUUUGCUGUUCAAAGCUCUCCGUUUCCUAAAUAUCUCUAUGUGUAUGACAAGGGGUUUGCAGCCUACCAGCUUGUUCCGUUCAAGCCCAUAGAGACUUUCGAAUACAGUGGAGAAGUGCUGGAUAUCUUUGUUAUCAAAGGGAAGAUGGUCAUUCUCUCGAAGGAUUCCGUGAUAGUUUAUAAUGGAGAUGAAAAAUGUGUUAUUACCGGAGAGUUUAGCGGGAAACUGUCUGAAAUAGAUGGAAGGCUCGGGAUUCAGGAAAGAGCAAAACUGACGAUAUAUUCGUUGGACACUCUGGAAGUCCAAGAUGUGCAUAAGGCGAAUGCACACCACUCCAUAAGAGACGUACUAAUAACGUCUUUUGAUACCACAGUUUCCCUACAUCGCAAAGGUAAAAAGAUACUUGAAAUUUCCAUGCCAGAGAGGAUAUGCACGGUGUGCACGGAUCCACUCCUAACGAACAUAUAUUGCGGGAGUGACGACGGGACUAUAUUUUGUUGCAAUGCAAACCAUAUGGAACCAACUGCCAUGAAGUAUCACAAGAGCAGGAUUGUAGGGUUGGACAUAAGUUUCUGUGGAAGAUAUCUGUAUUCUGCAGAUGCGGAGGGAGUUGUCUGCAUAUGGGAUGCGAAAUUCAAUGUAGUGAUCGGGAAGGCAUGCAUGGAAUCAGAAGUAAGGGGGAUAAAGGCUGUGUAUGCCUCGGAGUGGAGAGGAGAGCUCGAUAAUGAGGGAAGUGAGCUAGUGAUGACAAAGAAAGCAAGUGAAUAA
Messenger RNA from Encephalitozoon hellem ATCC 50504, 864 nucleotides. RefSeq lists its product as uncharacterized. NCBI's taxonomy places the organism in Eukaryota, Fungi, Microsporidia, Unikaryonidae. The record is from RefSeq and is a predicted model, not a curated record. Gene Ontology annotation, molecular function: protein binding. The transcript has a single exon. The coding region runs from base 1 to 864 and encodes 287 amino acids.